Messenger RNA from Chanos chanos (milkfish), 1564 nucleotides. RefSeq names its product pyroglutamyl-peptidase I (gene pgpep1). The record is from RefSeq and is a predicted model, not a curated record. Gene Ontology annotation, biological process: proteolysis. NCBI's taxonomy places the organism in Eukaryota, Metazoa, Chordata, Actinopteri, Gonorynchiformes, Chanidae. The transcript is spliced from 5 exons. Gene Ontology annotation, cellular component: cytosol. The coding region runs from base 80 to 706 and encodes 208 amino acids. Gene Ontology annotation, molecular function: pyroglutamyl-peptidase activity.
AGACAGAUCGGCACAUAUUAUUGUAAACAUCAUCUCAAGAUUUAAUUCACCAUACUGUCUAACAUAAUUCAGUCACAUCAUGGAUGAAAGGAAGACUGUUGUAGUGACAGGUUUUGAGCCCUUCGGUGAACACACUGUAAAUGCGAGCUGGGUGGCAGUACAGGAACUGGAGAGAUUGGGUUUGCAUCAGGAUGUGGACUUGCAUGUCGCCGAAGUACCCGUGGAGUACCAGGCGGUUCAGAACCUUCUGCCAUCAUUGUGGAACAAGUACCACCCACAGUUAGUGGUCCAUGUAGGAGUCUCUGGAAUGGCUACAACAGUAACCCUUGAAAAAUGUGGCCACAACCAUGGUUACAAGCGCCUUGACAACUGCAGUUUCUGUCCCGAAUCCCAAUGCUGUGUGGAAGGUGGUCCAGACUGUAUCCACUCAGUCAUAGACAUGGAUUCUGUGUGCAAGAGGGUGAAUGCCUCAGGUCUAGGAGUCACUGUAUCAGUGUCCAAGGAUGCUGGCAGAUACUUAUGUGACUAUACCUACUACUCAUCUCUUCAUUUGAGCCAGGGCAGAGCAGCCUUUGUGCACGUGCCUCCUCUUGGGAGGCCCUACAGUGCCCAGGACCUAGCCCGUGCUCUCCGAGCCAUCAUCCUGGAGAUGCUGGAACUACUGGAUCAGAAUAAGGAAAAGCAUCAUUGUCAGCACAGUCAAUGAGAGCAUAUGAGCGAGUCUCAACAGGCUCACCUGUCUAUUUAGUACAAUGCGUAUAUUUAGCAGAUUUAUAUUGAACGAUGUCACAGUACCACAUACUGCACAAGAAAUGGUGAGUCACAUGAGGUGAAGCCCAUAGGUUAACUACUGCUGCUGCUCCCAGAUAAGAUAUGAUGGCACUUUAAAGGGUAUUAUGAAAAGGUGCAAAAACAUGGUACUGUGUGAACAAAACUUACAAUGAUAUUUUGUUUGAUUAAUGCAGGGUCUUAAAUCAAAUAAUUCUCUCUCACAAGAAAAAGAAUCAUUUGUUUUUUUAAUUCCGCUGUAACAUAUUGAACAUUUUUUUCCCAAUGUUUUAUGAUGGUCAAAGAGGACAGUUGAAUUGCUAUUAAAUUAAAUAGUAAAGCACUUAACUGAGUCAGAAACCACUCGAAGUAGUCUUGGUCCCACAGCCAAAAAACGAAUUAUCGAGGUUAUACCUCAAGAGCUGUUUAUUUUCCACAUGUAAUGUGACAGUACUGAUAUGCCAUACAUACAUACUGGUAUAAAAUAUUAUUAUAAGUUUAAAGCAUGGUUCCUGCAUAUUUGCAACUUUUCAGUAUAUCCUUAAAAACACACUGGACAGAAGGCUAAAAAGUUGUUAACCCCAUAGUUCAUUAUGUUUUGUCUCAAUAGUAAAACCUGUCCAUAUAUUUUUUAGAAGUAGGGACAGGAAAGGGUGGGUGCAUUUAGGUUACAGUGGAAGGAGAGGGGCAAAUUAUGUACAAUAUUGAAUUUUAAAAUUAUAAUGCUAUUGGAUAGUGUUCCACAUAAAGGAGGACUAUGCCUAAUCUCUUAGCGUUUGGUUCAUGUGAGCUCUGU